AUGGCAAUACACUAUGUACGAUCUGUGGACUUAGAACAAAUAAAAUACAGACAGCAAAGCACUAGAGCCGGACGACAAAUAGAGGACCAAGGGCAGGUAGAGUACAACAAGAAAAAUUGGAUCCUAUACCUAAUUGCUGCUGGCAUCAUAGUGAUUGUUGUUGUGGCUUUAUUGGGAGUGCUGCGCUGUCAAAGACAAAAAUCCUCUGCACAAAAAUCCUCUGCACAAAAAUUCUCUGCUGAAUUCAUAAACAGAUGUCAGAAGUGCACAGGGGGAAACCACGAAGUCUGUCAACAUAUAUUUACUAUCUUUGAACAAGCCUACGUAGGGAGGCCAGCAUGUAAUAUUCCUGUGGAAGCCUAUGACCCCUUAAUGGCCAAAGUCCCCUUCGGAUAUCCAUGUAACAAAACAAUGCUCUGGAGUGGAACAGAAGAUCUGGUCCGCAAUUACACACGAAAGAAUAAAGAUUGUUUCACCCUGGAAGACACUCUAUUGGGACGCAUCCUGGAUAAAAAGAAAUGGUGUGGAAGGAAAGGCAGUAAUGGUGAGUUAUUUCACGGGGAUUGCCUGGCAUGCAAUGGCUGUGAGAACAACCCGGUUCGCUCAUUCUGGAACAGAGCGUCUGCUGCAUUUGCAGAGCAUGCCUGUGGAGAAGUCACAGUUAUGCUAAAUGGAUCCAAAGAACAACCGUUUGAUCCCAAAAGUACUUUUGCAAGGAUCGAGAUAAAGGCACUAAAACACCCAGAAGUGAAGCACCUGAAUUUAUUUCUGGUCACCGGACACAAGAAAAUGUCAGAUUGUACCUCACAGAGUUUACAGGACUUACAGGGCAAACUGGAUCCAAAUAUUAGUUACACUUGCAGGGAAGUAAUGAAAUCCCAGAUUGAGGAGUGUGCCCCCAGCACAAACGCAGCCUGUGGAGCCUGUUUUUCAAAGGUGUCAAAAUAAGAUGUCAAACAUUACAAGACACAACAGAAAGUAGUUAAAAUAUCUGAUUGAAGUUUGUCUUUCUUUUUACGUAAUUAGUACAAUCAUUUUGUAUUUACUGAUAAAGUUUCUGAUUUAGGGGAACAUUUUCUGAUUUAUUUAAAAAAACAAAACAAAAAAAGACAUUCAACUUCUGGUAAUUUGGGCUGUAGGGUGGAAAAUCAGGUCUGCUGUAAAAUCAUGUUUAACUGAUGAUCUCACUUCCUAUUUGUUGGCCAAACCUGAAGUGUUUUAAAAUAAAAUGUUAAA
Messenger RNA from Epinephelus lanceolatus (giant grouper), 1236 nucleotides. NCBI's taxonomy places the organism in Eukaryota, Metazoa, Chordata, Actinopteri, Perciformes, Serranidae. The record is from RefSeq and is a predicted model, not a curated record.